GCAAAUUUCGUAGUUAACCUUAAACGGUAGGGAUAAAUCUGGAAAGAGGAAUUGCCCUCCAUCGAUCUCCCACUCAGAUUAAAAGCAGUUUUAAAUCAGAAAUAUUGGCGCGUCAAUGAGUAUACCAAGACUGAGUGCUUCUGAGACUGAAUAUCGAAAACGACAUCAUUCGCAGAGCGAGAAGAUGAGGAAGAGAAUUCGAAGAGGCAACUCCAUCAACAGCUGCACCUCUCCUUGCUGCAGUUUUCCUACUCGCCACUCUUUCGACUGGUACGAAGAAGAUCUAUGGACGGAAAUCGCAAAGUUUCUGGACGGAAAAUCUCUGGUGAUGCUGGCAACAACAAACAAAUGGUUCAACCGCCUCAUCAUGCACGACAGUGUGUGGAGGUACGCAUGCUUGCGUGAUCUUCAGAUCCCAGCUCCGUGCCACGUGGAAUUCAAGUGGAGCAAGCUCUACGCUUCAGCUUUCAAUGGUAGUCAUGCUUACAUGUUCCGCCAGCAGGAAAAGCUUAUUGAUUGGAUGCGAAUUGGUGCAUUUUAUCUCAACUCACGAGUAGCCUUCCUGACCAAGAAUCUGAAUGGUCCGCUGAAAAUCUCAAAAGAAAAGACCAUAGAGAAGAUGUUGGAAUUCUUCGGGUCAUGCGUGUUGGAAAAUAUGAAAACUGGGAUUUGGAUUGCUGACCUGCAGCUUGUUCGAUGCCCUGUUUGCGACCUAAAUACCUGUGAUGGAACGAUGCAGACAUUAGAUGCAAGGCAUAUUGAGCUCUUCUUGAAAGAGGGCUACCGAGAUGGGAGCUGGGAGUACAAUCUUAUUGGAUCUCAUAAGAUUGAAAAGAAUGUUGGCCAAGCUUCUGCGGCAAUUUUUGAUGUCAAACAUCUCAAGGAAUCUUCAACAGCUGCGAUCUUCGAUCUCAAGUCAUGGGCAGGGAAACCCAAUGACUGGCAACCCAAGUCUCUUAUCGCUUUCAAUGCAGUUGCAAUAACCACCAAUUUACAAGAAAAUGAAGGAGUUCUUGUAAAGUACCAUACUCUGAGCUCUGGAACUGAAGGAGACAUCGUUUCAGUUAGAAUCUCACACCAGCUCCUCUAGAUCUUCUCAAAUCUCAGUUAUUAUGGUAAAAAAUAAUAGCUUUCUUUUAUGCAAUUACAGUAACUUUGUUGUGUUAGAUGCAACGACAAAAUUCACCGAACAGAUUGAUCUUCUAUACAUUCUACAAACUUAUGACUACAGGGUUACAACAAAGGAAUUUACAUGAACGAACUAGAAUUAACUGAUCUUGUACUUUCCAUUCUCUUUCUUGUAUUAGAAUUGAAAUGACACUAAGAAAUCAAAAGGUUUAAGUACGAAUUGAUAAUAAUAACUUGCAAGAUCUGCAUAUACACAAACCUCCCGUUGUGUUGAUAGUAUAUAUGUUCUUUCCUGAUGACAUUGAACGUUGAUAGUCAGCGUUCAUGCCAUUGAAAGUUGAAACUUAAACUUCAUAUUCGAAUUGCAUGGGAAAAAAAAA
Molecule: messenger RNA, 1508 nt
Organism: Tripterygium wilfordii
Lineage: Eukaryota; Viridiplantae; Streptophyta; Magnoliopsida; Celastrales; Celastraceae
Product: probable F-box protein At3g61730
Exons: 8
Coding region: 116-1090 (324 amino acids)
Biological process (GO): reproductive system development
Cellular component (GO): nucleus
Molecular function (GO): protein binding
Source: RefSeq, a predicted model, not a curated record